Molecule: messenger RNA, 2184 nt
Organism: Bombus impatiens (common eastern bumble bee)
Lineage: Eukaryota; Metazoa; Arthropoda; Insecta; Hymenoptera; Apidae
Exons: 4
Coding region: 662-1906 (414 amino acids)
Source: RefSeq, a predicted model, not a curated record
CAGUAAAGAGAACACAAGAGUGAAAGUGUUAUAUUCAGGUUAUCCUUUUUUUUCUCUAAUGAGUGUUUAGUGAGAGGAAGAAAAGAGAAAAGAGAGGAAGAGCUUGUGUAGUGGAUGGCGGAUCGCCCCACUAUUUGUAUUCUCCUUACUUUUCGCACAAUCUGAGAGAGAGCGCAAUACCUCGACACUCGGCACCACAGUCGUAUGUCGUAUGGCACUAUUUCUGUCCUUCAAUAUAAUCUUCAGCUUACCUGUAAGAACACGCUAUCUAUCUGUAUCAGUUAUGAGAGAACCACACUGUAUCAAUGUUAUGUUGAGGUUAUGUGAUAGAGGAACGCGUGGAUGAAUUUAUGAUAGAAAUAUAUAUAUUGAAGUAAGCAUAAGUAUAAGUGUAUGCUGAUCUAAAUCCUCAUUCUAGCAGUGUUACAUUACAACAACUGACAUUACUAAAAAAUUAACCUUGACCUUGUAACCCAAAAACAACAUUCAUAUUCAAGGGCACAAUAAUAUGGACCUCUCCAUUUUUAAUUUUUUGCUUCAGUAAAUUCUAUUUUCUUCGUAACGGCCGUUUCCAGGUCAUGGGUAUACAAAAGAGAAAGAUGUGGAGUUUUCCUAGAAAGAUAACAAGUUUAGAUGUCGACUGAUUGACUAACAAACUGAGAUGUAUUCUGGUCGAAAGGAUGAUAGCAAGGCAAUGGAUACGAAAAAGAAAAGAACGAAGUCAAGUUGGAGACCUAAUUCAACUUCUGAAUCUGACGAUAGCAGUAGUAAGAUCGUUCCAGUUUCAAAAAGAAGGAGAAUAGACGUUUUUGAUACAUCUAGUAGCGAAGAUAGUAUUCCAUGCAGUUUUAUCUGUUCUGCUACAUCUGCAAGUACUUCUAUUAAUGAUAUAGGUGAACAAGAGAAUUUAUUUUCCUUUACUGAAGGCACUGGGCCACAGCCAUCGCUAACUAACAAAUCUAAACCUAUCGAUUAUUUUAAUUUGUUCAUCGAUUCAUUCCUGCUAACAUUAAUGGUUCGCGAAACGAAUAAGUACGCCGAACAAUUAAUAAAAUCACGUAAAAUCACCCAAAGAUCUCGAAUGAAACUAUGGAAACCAGUUACUUUGCUCGAAAUAAAGGCGUUUAUAGCAGUUUUAUUGGAAAUGGGGAUAACGAGGCGACCAACGAUAUUUUCUUAUUGGACCGAAAAUUCAAGGAGCAUACCCUGGUUUUCAAAAAUGUUUUCGCGAAAUAGAUUCCAGCUUAUUUAUCAAUGUUUUCAUUUAGUCGAUAAUAAAGAAUGUUUCCCACCAGGCCAUGAAAAGUACGACCCAUGCCUAAAAUUUAUGCCAAUAGUUGAACACGCGAAUAGAGUAUCCAAAUUAAUUUCGACGCAUGCUUCAAAUGACAAUACCAUAGUAAUUAAAAAACGAAAUGAAAACGAAAGAAGUGGAGCAAAACCAUACAUAGGUGACAGUUAUAAUAGUUAUAUGAGGGGAGUUGGCAAAUCGGACAAAAUGUUAUACGUCUAUCUUGAUGAACGCCGCACGGUAAAAUAUUGGAAAAAAAUUACGUUUCACAUCAUUGCCCGUAUGGUAUUAAAUUCCUAUCUAUUUUAUAAGGAAGUUAGCAAAAAGAAGCCAAUGACUCGAUUGGAAUUUACAUCAAGUAUUAUAUCUGAAAUAGAGCAUGAAUGGAUGCAAGUCAAAAAACAACAUAUGGUAAGUGAUAAUGACAGAAUAUUUGGCUUAAUGAAACUACCAGGCAGAAAUUUAAGACAGUGCGUAGUUUGUAGCAGUAAAAUUAACGGUAUAAAACGAUCGAAUUUAAUUUGUAUGCAGUGCAAAAAAGGGCUUCAUCCAUUAUGUCUUCAUAAACAUGUCUGUUUUAAAAAUAAUGAAUGUCAUGACCCUGUAAAACCAUGACUAUAAUUUUAAUGUCUUUGUGUGUUUACAUCUUUGUGUUCUGAUUUAAUAUAUAUUGUUUAUUUGUUUCAUUUAUCAUCCUAAUGGCUGAACUAAAUAAAAGACUUACUUCUAAAUAUGACAAUGAACAUUAGUAAUCUAGUUUUAUAUCUACUAUAAAUAAAAUAUUAUAUUGUUUUUUUUAUAUUUUCAAAAAUUUGUACUAUGCAGAAGUAUAUGUAAAUAAAAAUAAAUUCAACAAAAACAGCUUAUUUAUGCAGGUGGUUUACGAUUAUUUG